Messenger RNA from Benincasa hispida (wax gourd), 1779 nucleotides. NCBI's taxonomy places the organism in Eukaryota, Viridiplantae, Streptophyta, Magnoliopsida, Cucurbitales, Cucurbitaceae. The record is from RefSeq and is a predicted model, not a curated record.
GUACGUGUAGUACACGCGCCAUUACAAAAAUCCUAGUACUAGGAGGCGUUGUCCUUAGCCAAAACAAACCCUGAGGGAAGGCCCACGACAUUCAAAUGAUUGGUUCUCUCAACACAUCUCUCCCUUUCCCACUCUCACUCCUCUUCUCACAUGGUUCGUGUACUCCACGCGCUCAGCCACAAGCCACAAAUCCAUCCAUUUUUUCCUUAAAAUCAGAUCUUCUGAUUUUCGUUUUUUCUUUUUUCUUUUUCUUUUUCUUUUUUCUUUUUUUUUUCCAACGCCCUCAGAUCCCGGAAAAUAAAACCCAGAUAAAAAAAUAAUAAAAAAAAAGAGUACUUGAUAAAUGUUUUUAAUAAUUGUAACCUAAAAAAAAAAGGAGCUUACAAGAUCCACCUCGAACCCCUCUCCCAAAUUCCUCACCUUUCUUCUUCUUUUCUUCUUCUUCUUCUUCCUUUUUCUCUGCUCUGAAAAUUUCACUUGAUUCUGUUUUUUAUCCUAUUUUGUGUCUGUUUCUUCUUGUUUGUUUACAAAAUUGAAGUAAAUCCAGUUGAAAUAUUGGUGAAAAUUGAAGUGGGUCUGUUUUAGAUUUGAGAAACAAUGAAGGAAGAUGAUUCAAAUUGGUUCUCAAAAUGGGAAUCAGAGCUUCCUUCUCCUGAAGAAUUGAUGCCUCUUUCUCAAACCCUUAUCACCCCUGAUCUUGCUUUAGCAUUUGAUAUUACUAACUCAAAUCCUCCCAUUAAUAACAAUUCUCAUCCACCGCCGCCUCCGCCGCCGCCUCCGGUGCUCACUCAGCCGAGUUCUGCAGAUUUUGGGGAUUCAGGGGAUUUAGCGUCCGGCGCUGGCGACGAACCUGCCAGAACACUGAAGCGGCCGCGGCUUGUCUGGACUCCGCAGCUUCAUAAGCGAUUCGUUGACGCCGUUGCUCAUCUAGGGAUAAAAAAUGCCGUACCUAAAACCAUAAUGCAGUUGAUGAGCGUCGAUGGGUUAACUCGUGAGAACGUAGCUAGCCAUUUGCAGAAAUACCGCCUCUAUCUGAAGCGUAUGCAGGGGAUUUCCGGUGGUAGUGGUGGCGGAACUAGUGGUGGUGCUGGAUUGCCUUCAGCCGCUUCAGAUCCCGCUACCGAUCAUUUGUUUGCUAGUUCCCCUGUUCCGGCUCAUUUUCUUCACUCUGCUCGGGGUAAUUCCGACCAUUUCUUGCCGUUUGUUCCCGUUGGAGCUCUGCAGCAUCACCACCACCAGAUGGCUGCCGCUGCUGCUCAGUACCACCGGCAAGUGGCUCAGUUUGGGUCGCCGCCGAAUGGGCAACUUGAGCACCCGUUUUUGACUCGGUCUGUUCACCGGAUUGGAGCUCCAGUGAGUACUCCGGCGACGAAUUAUAGCGAGGAUUUGGAUUCGGGUAAUGGAACAGGAGGAAGGAAGGUUCUUACUCUUUUCCCCACCGGAAAUGAUUAAAAUUUCUUUCAAUUUGAAAUCCGGACUUGCUCACCGGCGGUAAUGGCGAUUUUACCGAUCUCGAAAUCCUGGUAUUCCGAUUCUGAUUUUGUUCUUUCUUCGUCUCCGGCCAAACCAGUUGGCCGCCGUGAGUUUCUGAUUCGUCGGUUGAAUUGCCGGCGGCUGCCGGAUGAAGGUAAAAUCGAUUCCAUUACUGAAGGGGUAAAAUUGUACAUUAAUAUGAACUCUUUUUACAAGACUUUGUGAAUGUAUCCAUUGAAAUCCUCAAAAUAGAGUUCGAGGAUUUUUAGCUUUGUUCAUCAUCUUUAAAUUCUCUGUUUCUUUCUU